AUGUUGGACAUCUACCUCGACCCAUGCACGAUCAACUGCCGUAAGGUGCUCGCCGGCCUCGCGCUGUUGGACGUGAAAUACAACUACCACUUCAUCGACUACUUCGCGGGCGGCCAAAAAGACCCCUCCUUCACCAAAAUCAACCCCAUGGCCACCGUCCCCGCCGGCGUCGACGGCGACCUCGUCCUGACCGAAAGCAAUAGUAUUCUCCAAUACGCCGGCGAUUUGGACGGCAAAGACCACGCCGCUUAUCCAAAGGACAUCAAGAAGCGGGCCGAGAUCAACAAAUGGUUGUUCUGGGAAGCUUCCGUCUGGUUUGCGUCCUGCUACGUCUACACGAUUGAGAACGUGGCCAAGCCGGAACUGAUGAGCGCGCAGCCGGAUGAGAAAGUCGUAGGGGAGGAGAAACCCAGGUGGGAGAAAUUGGCUGCGGUGUUGGAUGGACAGUUGCAGAAACAUAAAUUUGUUGCUGGGGAGGAGGUGACGAUUGCGGAUAUUGCGGUCGCGUCGUGCAUGCAUUUACAUCCUCAUGCCAAGUUCCCGAUUGAGAAGUACUCUGCGCUGCAGAAAUGGUUCGCGGAGAUUGAGAAGCUGCCGUGUUGGAAGGAGACGAACGAUGCGGUGAUUAAAGGGUUGGUGCCGAGUGUGUGGAAGAAGCAGCAGCAGAAGAAUGGUGAGCAGCUCCCUCUCCGCCAACAAGCCAAUGGCCAUGGUGCCGACGGCAAGGCUUCUGUGAGGUCGACGCUAAAUUACACCAAGGAUCUUAGCGGCCAGGGCCAAUUGACCGAAAUCUAUUUCUACGAGGACCAGGAGGGGAAGUGGAAGGAUAUCCAUGAGCCGGGGGAUGACGAGCACGAAGUUUCUUUUCACGAUGGGUGGAAUAGGGUCAAGGAGUUCGAUUACGAUAAGCAUGGUUUCGCGGUGAAAAAUUUCUCUUCAAAGUACUCGGGCGGUUGGGAGGACGAGGCAGGGGUCAAGGAGAAGUUUUACCCGGAGGUGGUGGAGUUUUUGGAAAAGGAGUUGGGCGCGAAGCGCGUUCUUGUUUUCGACCAUACCAUCCGCACCAAGGGGAAUCAGGGCAAGAAGCUCACGCAGGAGACGAAUACGACGCAGCGGGCGCCCGUGCGGUUGGUGCAUUGUGAUUAUACAGCCGAAUCAGGCCCGGUGCGCGUCAAGCAGCUUUUACCGGACGAGGCGGACGAUCUGUUAACGAGACGGGUGGCGUUUGUGAAUGUGUGGAAGCCGUUGGCCAAAGUGGAGGAGAUGCCGUUGGCCAUGUGCGAUGUCACUUCUUCGCCUCCGGAUGAUUUCUUCAAGUUGUUCCUGAGGUAUCGCGAUCGUACGGGGGAGAACUAUGUCAUGCGGUAUUCGCCGGAGCACAAGUGGAUUUAUUUCCCUGAUAUGGAGGCGGAUAAGGUGAUUUUGCUCAAGACUUUCGAUAGUGAGAGGAGUAAGGCGAGGUUUGUGGGGCAUAGUGCUUUUGAGGAUCCGACGUCGAAGAAGGAUGCGCCUUUCCGGGAGAGCGUGGAGAUCAGGACGAUUGUUUUCUUUUAG
Molecule: messenger RNA, 1554 nt
Organism: Recurvomyces mirabilis
Lineage: Eukaryota; Fungi; Ascomycota; Dothideomycetes; Mycosphaerellales; Teratosphaeriaceae
Exons: 2
Coding region: 1-1554 (517 amino acids)
Molecular function (GO): oxidoreductase activity
Source: RefSeq, a predicted model, not a curated record